This is a messenger RNA of Drosophila eugracilis, 822 nucleotides long. RefSeq lists its product as uncharacterized. Bases 264 to 629 code for a protein of 121 amino acids. The transcript has 3 exons. The record is from RefSeq and is a predicted model, not a curated record. Lineage: Eukaryota; Metazoa; Arthropoda; Insecta; Diptera; Drosophilidae.
AGGGAUUAAAUUCCAAAUGGGUAUAAAAGUGUAUAUAGUACACAGCUUAUUUACAUCAAAGUUUAGAUCAGUCUUUGUUAUUUGCUAAUCGAAACUCGUCUGGCGAAAACAGCUCUAUAAAAACAAAGACCCAAAACAGAGCACGCAAAUCUAGCUCGGAAAUCGACCAUGAAUAUCAACGGUUAUGGAUUAAAUGGUUCCUAUUUAAGUGCCGGCCACUUAUCAGCGUCGAAUUAAAUCGAACCGAUUUAAGAGGAUCCGAGAUGCUUACCAGACAGCCCGACUACACCAUCUCCGAACUGGGCCACCCCAUUCACCAGUGGCCAGAUUCGACCCUGUGCGAGUCCCUCAAGAAACUGGACUACAGAAAGUUGCCAAGCUCCCCGCCCUCACCACAUCGUCUUCUGCCCCUGAGGGAAACUCUGGACGAUUGUUUCAAGCGGUUGACGAUGAGGACCAGAGUAGAUAUAGAAGAUGAUCCCAUAUACCAGCAGAAACAGCGGAAGAAUCAGUGGAACGAACAGCAGCGAAAACGCAAUCAGAAAAGUCGAGAUAAUGGCGAGUCAAGAGGAACAACCACCACGACGACGACGACGAUAGCGGCGAACUGCGAUUUAAACAAUUUUUAAGAUUGGAACUAGGAGGAAGAACUUAUAUGGGGGAAGCAACCUAAGCGGACUGAUUAAAUGUGCUAAAAAUAAAACACCUUUUGCCUAGAACAUUAAGAACACUAAAUGUUAAGUAAAGUUAAAACCUAUAACACUUUAUUCUAAUUUAAUUGCCGGCCACGCAGUUAACAUACGAAUAUAUUUUCAAAUGGAA